AUGCCGCACCCCCACAAUGUCUUCACUCCAGAGGUUCAUGAUCAUGCUGUUCCUAUGACCGAAAUAGAGAAUGUUAAGGAACAAAUUGUGUCUUAUGAGGCGCUAGAGGCAAAGAUUGUGAAGAAGUACCGAAUACCAGGAAAUGUCGAUUCGGCUGUCAUUCUCCAGACAGUUAAGGACAUGGCGUGGAAUUCAGCGGAUUCCCAAUACCCUCAUGAUGAGAUCGUGUGGGAUGCCAAGAUUCUUGAUGACUUGCUCGAAUUUCAGUGCUGUCUAGAACACCUUCAAGAACUUCCCGCACCAAAACUUCCAAAUGACAGUGAACAGCCUCCCGAGCCAACAGAUCCUGAGCCCUUGCCUAUGCUAAAACCAGAUCAGUGCUGGGGCGUUAUCAUAGGCAUCGACGCGUAUCAAGCAUCUCCAUUGUGUGGAUGCAUCUCUGAUGCCCAGGCUGUCUACCAAUAUCUCGUCCAUAGUCUAGGCAUUCCCAAAUCCCACCUCCGGCUCCUACUUGCUCCUAGUAGUAGCCCAUUACCUGGCACGUGCUGGCCGUCUCACGCCUCCAUCAUCGAAUCGCUGCAUGACAUCCACAAGAACCCUCUCAUUCAAAAAGAUGACAACAUCAUCAUCUACUUCAGUGGCCACGGCACCUCUUACCAGUGCUCUGACUACUUUCUGAAGUGGCCAGGUGGUGUUGCCCAUCUGGGAGCCGUCGAAGCUAUCUGUCCUGCAGACCGCUACUCAGUCGAUGCGAAUGGUCCUAUUCCCGAUAUCAGUGACAGGGAGCUCAAUACAAUUCUUUAUCUAAUUCGUGUUAAAAAGGGUGAAAACAUCACAGUUAUCACCGACUGCUGCUAUGGAGGUGGUGUCACUCACGGCAUAUCAGACACUCUCCCAUGUGGUACCACUCGGAAAUUACCUCUGUCACUCCUUUCAGGAUUGGAGCUAAUGCUUCGAGCUGGUGACAAUGACUUGAAAUUGAAAGGUUGUUAUUUGCAUGAGACAGUUUCGGUGCUGGAGGGGAACUGGUCUCCCAAAGCAUCUCACACUUUGCUCGCUGCAUGCAAGGAUUACCAGCUUGCAAGAGAGGUCAAGAAGGAUGAUGGUACAGUUCGUGGAAUUUUCACCGAGGCUCUGCUCAGCACACUCAAGGCGGGUCCGCAUGACCAGUCCUACUGUGACCUCUGUUUGACCAUCAGCACUGCUAUGGAUGGCACAGGUCAAACGCCUAAUGUCAUUGGAGAGAACAGGGACAGGGUAUUUCCUUGGUACCCCCUGGGCAAGGGGGUACCGGAAUUCCAGCCUGGCACACCAGGUAGGUAG
Molecule: messenger RNA, 1323 nt
Organism: Desarmillaria tabescens
Lineage: Eukaryota; Fungi; Basidiomycota; Agaricomycetes; Agaricales; Physalacriaceae
Exons: 3
Coding region: 1-1323 (440 amino acids)
Biological process (GO): proteolysis
Molecular function (GO): cysteine-type endopeptidase activity
Source: RefSeq, a predicted model, not a curated record